AUGCAUUACAUUUCAGUUGGAAUCUUGUUAGUAUUAGUGCCUCUAGCUGAUCACCAUUUAUUCAAUCAUCACGUGAUGAAGCGUUCACCUCCCGAUUGUUGUAUACCAGCAAAAUUAAAUGUUGCCACAAAAAGAUCAAAUCUAGGUGCAGCUUUUUUUAAACGUUUAGUCGAAGAUCCACAAUCCUCGAAAGAUGUUAACGCUGAUACUAUGUGUAAUCUUAUUCAUUUUCUAAUGCAACAAGCAAAACUAAAUGAUAAACUAGUUAGUUUUACCAAAGGUAUGUUUGUUAUCUAUGAUUCAUCGAAGAAUGUUUUCAAACGUUUUAUGGAGGCAAAAGACGCUCAAAUAUCUGGUGAUGAUGAAAAAUACAGUGGCUAUUUUAAACGUGUGAAACAUAUGUCACGCAAAGCGCUUCAGGGUUUCUUUCAAAAAUUAACAAAUAAAGGACAAAAGACUGAUGGUAACAAUUUAACAGUAUCGGAUACGUUCAUCUAUGUUCGAGGUGAUGAAUCAUCUCAUUUUCAUGACGAACGUGGAUCGAAAGAUGUGCGACGAUAUGAAUAUCCUGCGUACGGUGCCGAUGUUCCAGGAGCAUGUAUGCCAAGUGGUUUUGGUCAUAUUUUGUUUGGUGAAAUGAAACCGUUAACAGAGAACGUCUCGUCGCCCUAUUAUGGUAAUCGAAUUUAUAUUAAACCUGAACUAUUUGGUAUUCGACAACUUAAACAAUUCAUUAAACAUGCUGAAAGUUAUCUCGAUCAUAUAUCAAAACGUUAUAUUUGUAAUAUUAAAGACUUUCAAGUGAAACCCCAGUGUACAAAAGAAGAAGCAUUUCGAGAAAAUACGGAUAAAAAAUUAUCUGAUAAAUGGAAAUCAAUUUUAGAACAAUUAGGUACAUCGUUACCAAAUCCAUUAAAUGAGUACAUCCAAAAUGCAACAAAACAUGGAAUUCAUGAAAUCUAUCGGCAAACUAUUGAGUUAGAAAAAUUAAAUCCAAAAGUGAUUCAAGAUUUUCGUCAAAAUCAAAUUGUCAAGAAUUAUGGAACAGAUGAUUUAUCAGUGAGAAAAGGGCGAGAAAUUAUAUAUACAACGCAAAAAUUGUUAGAUAGUCCUCGUACAUGUGACAUGUUUGAAAAAAAUGUAAAUAAAUGUAAAACAUAG
Didymodactylos carnosus is the source of this 1161-nucleotide messenger RNA. The record is from the annotation of a GenBank genome assembly. NCBI's taxonomy places the organism in Eukaryota, Metazoa, Rotifera, Eurotatoria, Philodinida, Philodinidae.